This is a messenger RNA of Homalodisca vitripennis (glassy-winged sharpshooter), 4493 nucleotides long. RefSeq lists its product as uncharacterized. Gene Ontology annotation, molecular function: protein binding. The coding region runs from base 76 to 1332 and encodes 418 amino acids. The record is from RefSeq and is a predicted model, not a curated record. NCBI's taxonomy places the organism in Eukaryota, Metazoa, Arthropoda, Insecta, Hemiptera, Cicadellidae. The transcript has 10 exons.
UGCUUCGUACAUUCACAUUGAGAAUUACAACAGUAUCAUAACAUAACCAAUACACAUGUUGGGUUGUUUACAAACAUGCUAAUAGUUAUUUUUUUAGUUUUAUUACAGUGGGUGACAGUAUCUUGUACUGUUUCUGCAUUGGAUGAAGCAACAUUGAAGAAAGACGUUCCAUUUCUUGUUGUUGAACCUAUUUCUUCACGAGAUUAUGUAAUUAAAAGAGUACAAGAGACACUCAAUUUGACCUGUACAGUUUUUUAUAAUUCAACUAAUAUGGAGCCACAUUACAACAUCACAUGGUCUGUACCUUCCAGUUCAAGAAAUAGCAAAAAUCAUGUGUUGACCCAGUCAUCAAGGAAUUUAGUAAAUCUUGUAGUUACAAAUCUAGAAUCAAGGGAUGAAGGCAAGUACACGUGUAUUGCUCAACCUGUUGAUAAAGAUCUCAAGCCUCUCAACAUCACUGUCAAAGUCUACAUUAAAAACCGAAGGUGUGAUACAAUGUUCAAAUGCAAUCUUUCAAAACUACAGAACUGUAUUCCUCACCGAUAUACAUGUGAUGGCCACCAAGAUUGUGAAAAAGGAGAAGAUGAACAUUAUAAAAUUUGUGGUACAUCACCUUGCAACGAUAAGUUCCAUUGUGAGGACCCCAGCACCUCAUUACGCCCAAUACGUUGUAUUCCCAAGGACUGGUGCUGCAACAUCAGGACUGAUGACAACUGCACAAUUAAAGAACCACUCUCUUGCUGUCAUCUUCCACUUCAUAAAUCACACAUGGAUGAAAGAAGUUAUUAUUCUACUCAUCAGCCUCACUACCCUGAUAUGAGCUUACUGCAGACUACUAUAUACACUGCCUUCGGGUGCGCUAUGGUGUUUAUGAUUGUGGUAACAGUCCUUGUGAUAGCUAUCUGCCGAGUCCACAUGAAGCGAACAUUCGUAACCCAGUGUCCAGUUAAUGUUAUGCAGCCUUCACAGAAUACACCACUAUACGAUCUAGAUGCCAUUUUAAACCAAAGAUACUCCCGUGACAGAGAUUUCCUAGUCACAUAUAAUAUCAACAAUGGUGUUCAGAUUGUGGGCCACGCCAUAGACCCACCCCCUUACUGUGAGCAGGUGAUUUCUGUACCCCCGAGAGAAGGGCCACCUCCCCCAUACAGCUCUCAUGAAAGACUGGAUCAGCCCGAGACUGAAGCAUUGCUUCAACAGCCCCCCACAGUACAUUGUACUAGUGAACAUUUGAGAAGAGUAGUAAGUGAGCAGAACCUGUUGGAAACAACUACAGUACAAGCAUCUACACCUAGGCAUAAUGUUGUUAAUAGUGUUAAUUUAAUAUCCUGAAACAGGAAAGAAAACAAGGUGUAUUCCUAAAAAAUCAUGUACAGAUCCUAUAGUGAAGAGGUUGCUAUUUUUGAAGUGUUUGAAGAUGUUUUGUGUACAGUUUUUGUAUUGUAGAAGCAGAAGUUUUACUUAUAAGUGUAUCUUUAGGUUAUGAUAGAAAAGGUGCUUUUAAAGUCAAGAGGCCUUCCUUUAGAAGAUGUCUAGUCGAAGUAACUAGCCAUCUUACUUGUUAUAUGAGAUAUAAUUUUAAUCCUGUGUAUACUAGACUAUAGACUAGAAAUCCUGUUAUUUUCAAUAGAAAAUAAAAACAAUGACUUUAAAUAAUGUAAGAAAGUAUAAAAAUGUGUGGUUUACUCUCCUAAAUGUAUUACAAUUUUGAUACAUUUAUUAACAUUGUAUUCAUCUUACCAAUAUUGCUGUAAAACAGUUAAACAUUGUAUAAAAACUGUACUACAAGAAAUAUUGUUGUCACUUAAGUAUAAUAAAUUUACUAAAGUACAAUUUCAUCAGUUGUCAAAGUCAAAAACAUUUUUUAUUAAAAAUAUUAUCUAGAUCUGCAAUACACCCAGAGUACAAAGCAGUACAGAUACUCAUAUGUUUAAUUUAAAAUGACAGUUAAAGUUGUUGAAUGUUGUGAUUGUUGAAGCUCCCUCUAGAUGAAUAAUUUAUUUAGUGUAUGAAAUGGAUGGAUUGUCUUCAAGUCUGGUUUUCAGUUCUUUAGAAAUUUUGGUCUUUGAGUAAUUUAGAUUUUGUGGUGUUUUAGUCUGCUUAGCUCCUUGCGUAAGUUGUUGAAUAUCUUGUAACAUAGGGCACCCAUGUAACUUGGCUUCUUUUCCACCAGGCUGUCAUUGUGAACAAGCAAGUAGCAGUUGGAAGCAUGCAUUAUGUUGUGGAGAUAAACAUUGUAUGUCAUUGCUGCUGGUGUCCUGAUAUCUACAGAUUGCUUAUAAUCUUUAAUGUUUUUUUCUGAAGGACCAGAACUCUUUGUAAGUUUUUGAAUUUGGUAUUUCUCCAGACUGCAAUUCUAUAACAAAGGUGGAUUCAAAAAGGAAAAAUAGUUUAUUUACGUUUUGUUGUAUCACUUAUGCUUUUGAUCCUCUAUGUUAUAUACAUCCCCACACUAAGCUUGUUGCAGAGGGAAUAAUAUGCAGCGUCCAAAUGACACCAUUAACUGUUACACCUAGAUAUAUAAUGGAGCUGAACUGAUUUCUGCCAGAUGUAAUAUAAUAGACUCUCACUGUUCUUCAAUGUUUUCCAAGAAUUAGUUUUUAGUUUUCCCUUUGUUUACAACCAGGUAAUUGCUGUGGCAGUGUUGAAUGACCAUAUUCAGGACUGCAUAUGCUCCUAUUUCAAGUUGUUCAGAAGUCUUUCUGUCCAGUAGCAGCUAUGCGUCAUCAUCAAACAAGUGUCUUGUUAUAGUCUUGAAUGUACUGUGUGAAGUCAUUUGAGAAAAAAAAGAAUGAAAAGCUCAGAUUCUUGGGACAGUCCUCAGUUGGUAUUCUUAGGUUUUUAUUGUUCUGUCUUUCCAAUGCUCUUAUGCUUUUUCUAAAAUCGAGCAUCUUACUGUUGUAUAACUGGUAAACUACUUUUUCGCUGUCUUGAAUUUUAAGUGAUUUUAAUUUCUUUGUAAGAUGUAAGAAUGCAGUUAAGAUUGCCAUGGAAGUAAUAUCCUCUUCAAGCUGAUAUAAUGCUAUGACUGAUUUUAUAGUCCAAGAGCUACAUUGAUAUGAGGAUAGGAGAUUAUUGACAGAUUUUAAGUAGCAUACUCAGUGGUGUUUCAAUUAUUUUGAUAAGGUAAAAAUUAAUGAAAUUGACCUGUAACGUGAUGCUUGGGUUUAAACUCAGUGUUUAAAAUUUGGGCACACUUUAGGUAGUAAGGGGAAAACUUCUGUGCGCAAAAUGAUAUAUUGGUAACAUCUACCAACAGGUUGACCAACUUUACAGAUUUUAACUAAUCUUUAUUUAAUAGACGUGAUGAGAAUAAACAUGAAUCUAAAGGUUGUACAAGACACAUAUAAGGAAGGGUGUGAUAGAUGUUCUUGAUGCUUUGACCAUAAACAGGUAAAUUUCUUUCUUUCUAACUAUAAUAAUGGAAAAUUGGGUUCCAUAAGGUGGCCAGCCAUUGCACGCUGUCCUAGUAAGUUUACCCGUUCGACAGAGGCAUUUGUUUCUUUCCUCUAGGAUCUUUUGAGCUGUGAGGAAGUUCUGGCAUCCAACAUCCCUCUCUUUGUAGUGGAGUGUGCUUCCAACAUUUAUUUAUUGGGAUUAGUAACAACAACACAUCUCUGGCUGAUAUUUAACAAUCUGAACUGGUAGAAAAACAUGCUGCAUCCAGUCUUCAUACCUUUCUUUACAAAGAAUUCUGUAUGGUCCAUUCAUACAUUUUAACCUAGUUGACACAACUAGAAUACAAGACUUUAUUUCCUUCAGCAAUACUUUUUUAGCUUUACUAGUUGUAGUGUAUGCCAGUUUACAGUAUCUCUCUUCUUAGUAGACCUAACUCUUACACCUUUGACCGGAAACCAAUUCAGUAUUAAAAAUUUGUAUCCUUUACAUCAUCAAACUUAUUUCAUUGUUCUCUUAGCUUAUAGGUGGUCAUAGGUGUUCUCUGGGUCAGGUUGCAGGUUUAUGACUACGUCCUGUUGCUCAGCUCGCCGGGCCACUCGUAAUGGUCCUCCCUGUUUUUUUGUUCAGCUCGUCAGGUCACCAUGUGUGGCCCACUGUAUUGCACAGUUAUACAAUUCAAUCCUCAUCCAGUUGUGACUGAAAAGUGCUGCAAUCCUUCGGCCAAGGGAGGAACAAUAUUUAUAUUAUUCUUUUUGCAACAGAUGCAGUAGUAAAUAUUGUUUAGAGUUGUUUUUUAUUUGAGGAUGACAAAGGGAGAUCUAGCAAUAUAAAGUGUUGAUUUUUUAAAAGUUAUAACAUAAUAAGAUAACAUAAUAAAUAAUGUUUAAGUUAUUUUUAAACAGUAUUUUUGUAAAUAUUGAUAGAAAUUUGUUUAAUAAUAUUUUGAAUUAUUAAGAAUUUAAAUUUAUUAUUAAAUCUAGAAAAUGCAGGUAUGAAAUAAAACAAUUGAAGUUAAAUGAAUGUGGGGAGUAAUAUUCUGUUUAACAACUGUGGUUUAAUACAUCCAUAUCAUGAAUAAACAUAUCAAAACAGUA